AUGACAGAGCUUGUUUUGAGGAGGGGCAAUGAACUUCAAUCGCGGAUUGUCAAGUCACUUUAUCCAAUUGCAGUUCGCUAUAAUGCAACAUUACCAAAAUGCUUCAUGCAAUAUAAGGAUUAUUCAAACUCCCCUACUUGGGAAGAAACUUUGAAAAUUCAAGAUAUGCGACCUUUGUCACCUAAGGACCUAAAAAUUAUGAAAAUCGUUUCCGAUCAGCCUAUACCUCUGUGCUGUAGCCUCUAUUACUAUGAAGUGAAUAUUACCGCUAAAAGUCAGUGUGGAGCUCUCAAGGUCGGUUUUACGUUCGACGAUUCUGAAAAGGCGAAAUACCGUCAUUACAACAAAUUCGUCGGUUACCAUAGUAACACGGGUCAGAUUCGCCUAAAUGACAUUGAUCCCUCACAAGUGGAUGAGGAUAGAAUCGCCUUGGGACCUCCUUUCACUGUUGGUGACGUUAUCGGCUGUGGUGUUAAUUUCGUUAGUAAUUCAAUUUUCUUCACCAAGAAUGGGAUGUUUAUUUUCUCCACCACUCUUCAAACUAAGUUGCAAGCUGUUCCAGAAUUGGUAACUAUGGUUACACCACAAGAUCAUCUCUACCAUAUAACUAGAAUACUUACGCUAGCAGUUCCUGCAUCGCCAUCAAAUGAAACGGCUACUGCAAAGACCUCUGUCCUGAAUACCAUUCCUCCACCAAGGUAUGUCCUGAUCGCUGAUAGAUAUGGAAGUGGAAAUUUACUUGGGCUGUUGAAUUCCGACCGACUUUUGGCAUAUCUUCGAGUUAGAAUGAGGAAUUUGCCUACACCUAGUGCUUUGAAGGCAAGCGUAAGUAGUCUCCCGAGCAUAAGGUGGGAGCAACGCGGUUGGCAAACGGCCGAUUCCGCCAUUUCAAACGAUGGAGAGGAUGAUCCCCCACCAGGUGAAAAUCGUCGACGAAUUCUUUCCUCCAGUGGCGACGCCUUCUAUCUUAGACCGUCAACAACCUGCCGCGAAGCUCUACAUAUCAUCACGAGAGCAUGGAAUGAAGCCGGUCUUUCUUGUCUCCCGGUUGCUACAGAAAAUGGAACUGGCUUUCAGGGAAUGCUCACCAAACACGAUAUUCUUGGAGCGAUUUUCGCUGGCCCCUUAGACGUUGCAUUAAACGCGUCAAUUGGCACAAUCUUGUCAGUUCGACCCAGGCCUUCUGGAUUCACUAAUCAAGCGAUUUGUUUCACCUCCGAGUGCCUUGUUGCAGUACUGGAUAGAAUGUUUCGACAGAAGGCCCCCUGCCUGGUAGUAUUCGAUAAACCAGGUUCUGGUGCUAGUUGGAAUGGUCAGGGUGCCUUAGGAAAGGCGAUUGGUGUAAUAACAGCAGCGGAUCUUCUCCAAGCAAUCGUGAUUGAUGCUCACACCCCUCCACCCUCUGCAUCUUAUGCUGAAACGCCCGAAGAUGCUUUUUCCAAGACCACUUCCCAAGUCAAAGGUCGGCAUCCAACUAGGAGUGGUGGUGGUAGUAACAAACGACAUUCCCUUCCUUCUGAAAUGGCGAAUUCCUUACCUGGAGCUCAGCUUUUAUCACCUUUCACAAAUCACCAACACGGUUUAACCAGAAUCUUCCAUCGUACCAAGUAACGAUAUUCGGAAAGUGAAGUAUCCCCAUUGGAGGGUCCAUUUGCGGCAUCUGCCAAUAAUAAUACCGUCAGUAGCAACGGCCAAUCGCAUCGCCCCCACAGUCACCAACCCGGAAGGACUAGUACCACACCAUCCAAUCAACAUAAUGGGGAUGAUGGAACACUCUUUGAAAUGGACGAAUGUGUUUGA
Messenger RNA from Rodentolepis nana, 1800 nucleotides. The record is from the annotation of a GenBank genome assembly. Lineage: Eukaryota; Metazoa; Platyhelminthes; Cestoda; Cyclophyllidea; Hymenolepididae.